This is a messenger RNA of Hibiscus syriacus, 1895 nucleotides long. RefSeq names its product protein GRAVITROPIC IN THE LIGHT 1-like. The record is from RefSeq and is a predicted model, not a curated record. The transcript has 2 exons. Gene Ontology annotation, biological process: negative gravitropism; response to red or far red light. NCBI's taxonomy places the organism in Eukaryota, Viridiplantae, Streptophyta, Magnoliopsida, Malvales, Malvaceae. The coding region runs from base 381 to 1748 and encodes 455 amino acids.
GGUUGGAUAUAUGGUUUUUUUGGGCAAGUGGGUUGUUUGUUGUUUAAAGAUUAUUGUUUUGAUGUCCAUAUUUUGACCAUUUAUGAACUGUGCAACAGCUAGAGGAAACUACAUGUUAGGCGAGUUUCUUGAGAUGUACAACGUUUCUUCCUCUGUACGCUUUCUCCACCGCUCGAUUUCGCCCCUCGCAUAGAAUAUUUCCCCCCAAAAAUGAAGGUUCAUAGAGUGUUGGAAAGACGAGCUUUUUGAACUUUAUGAAUGAUUUUUCUAUCCAUUUUGCUCUUCUUGUUCUUCAUGCUCCUCUCAAUUCUUUUCCGUGGUGUUGAAAAGUAUUCAUUUUUUUACUCUGUCAAAAGAAGGCUCAGUAGAAGUUCAAAAAGAUGGAAGCAGUGAAGCCAUCGGCUGUUACUCCGUCAAAGAGUAAAUGGGUUCGAACGUUAUCCAAAGUACUUCACCGGCACGCUGCUACGGGUGGGAUUGUCCCUGAUGAUGGGGUUCAGAAGGUUAAGCCUAAAGAAACAGAAGAUUGGAACGACAGUAAGACCGCCAAGAGAUUGUCUCAGAAAUUCGACAGCUUACAUGAUGAAGAGCUCGAAAGAAGGGUUGCCUUGGAAGCUCUCACUGCGAAAAUAUUUGCUACCGUUUCGGCUAUCAAGGCCGAAUAUGCUCAUUUGCAGUAUGCUCAGUCGCCUUACGAUGCCGAGGGGAUUCAAGCUGCUGAUCGAUCAAUAGUUUCGGACUUGAAGAAAUUGUCUGAAUUGAAGCAAUGUUUCUUGAAGAAACAGUAUGAUCCUUCCCCUGAACAUGCAAUAGUUUUAGCUGACCUUCAGGAACAGAAAUGUCUUUCGAAGACGUUUGAGAUUAUGGGAAAGAAAUUAGAAUCUCAGCUGAAGCUCAAACAGUCUGAGAUCAUUUUUCUUCGAGAAAAGUUGGAUGAAUCCAAUAAGCAAAACAGGUUGCUGGAGAAGAGAUUGAAUCAAAGUGGUCCGUUAUUUGUGCUCGACAACCUUCACCUAUCAAGCUUGAAUCCUAGCCAUUUUAUUAUCAUUCAUGUACAAACCGUUAAAUCGGUUAGGAAUUUCGUCAGGCUGAUGAUAGAUGAAAUGAAGUCCGCUGAUUGGGACAUUGAUGCAGCGGCUAGUUCGAUACAACAAGGUGUGGCCUAUUGGAAAGCAGACGACAAAUGUUAUGCAUUCGAGUCCUUCAUUUGCAGGGAAAUGUUUAAGGCCUUCCACCAUCCUUAUUUCUCUCUUUUUGACAGCUAUAUGCCCGAGGGGAAGAAACAUCCACAAGUCUUCUUCGAUAGAUUUAUGGAACUGAAAUCCUUGAGAGUUAAGGAAUAUCUUGCCUUGAAACCAAAGUCAACGUUCGCGAAAUUCUGUCGGGCCAAGUACUUACAAGUCGUUCAUCCGAAGAUGGAAUCAUCGUUUUUCGACAAUUUGAGCAGUAGGGACAUGGUGAGUUCCUAUCAGUUCCCAGACACUCCAUUUUUCACCUUAUUCGUGGAAAUGGCAAAGCGGGUCUGGCUCCUGCACUGCUUAGCCUUUGCUUUCGAGCCGGAGGCAUCAGUCUUUCAAAUAAACAGAGGGUGUAGAUUCUCUGAAGUAUACAUGGAAAGUGUAGCGGAGGAAGCGUUCCUUUCGUCGGAUAUUCGACCGGAAUCAGAACCGCGGGUGGCUUUCACUGUGGUUCCGGGAUUCAUGAUCGGUAAAACUGUAAUACAGUCCAAGUCUAUCUGUCUCAAAUGAAGACAAGGUAAACUAUGUCAGGCGUAGACAAUACAUGUGAGCCAAAAGCAGGACCCACAACAUAGUUAGAGUCGAACUGGAAGCGAUAAUCAUGAUUCUUUUUCUAGUAAAUUAGAUUGAGGAACAUGGCUUUGCCUGGUUACUGUG